AAAGAUAUUACAGGAAUAGACUCAAUUUCAAGGAACACAGUGGAUGUUCGACAAAGGACAGAACAUAAGCAUGCUGUGAAAAGCAUCCAGAGUGAAGAUGGUGAUAUUAUGGACUGCAUUGACAUUCAUAAGCAACCGGCUUUUGAUCAUCCUGCUCUAAGAAAGCACAAAAUCCAGAUGGCUCCAAGCUCUGUAGAAACAAUGAAGAUGGGAAUUGUGUCCAGGAAAUUAACAAGGAAAGAAGACUCUAAGAUGAUUCAAACAUAUCAGUUAUGGAGAAAGAAUGGGAGCUGUCCCACUGGGACAAUUCCUAUUCGGAGAAUCCGUGAAACAAAAUUGCUCAAUUGUAAUUCAGCAGAGAAUUGUGGAAGAAAGGGACCCAGCUUUCCCGAUCAGUUGAAGAAACCCAAUGACAAUAAAACUUUCCACUUUCUCCAAGCAAACCAUGCGUUAGCGAUUCUACUGACUGUUGGAUAUAACUAUAAUGGAGCGAAGGCAGAAAUGAAAGUAUAUACUCCUCAUGUUGACCAUGAUGAUGAGUAUAGUGCUUCUAGAAUUGCUCUCAAAACCGGGCCUUCCUAUAGCUAUGAGAGUGUCGAGUCUGGAUGGGCGGUGAAUCCAAGCGUCUAUGGAGAUAGAGAGACUCGGUUGUACACAUAUUGGACUGUUGAUAGCUCUAACGCAACAGGUUGUUUUGAUCUCACUUGCCCUGGUUUUGUACAAACUAGCAAUGAGAUUGCUCUUGGUGGUGUAAUUCGAUCAAUCCCGGUACCUGGUGGGCUUCCAUGGAGCAUGACAAUACACAUUGUUAGGGAUCCAAUAACCAUGAAUUGGUGGCUGCAGUACCAAGAAAACAUCACUGUAGGUUACUGGCCUGCUGAAAUAUUUGACGCAUUAAGUGCAACUGCAGAAACUGUUCAAUGGGGAGGUGAAGUCUCUAGCUCCAGGCUUGGGCAUCCUGGUCAUACCAGCACUGAGAUGGGCAGUGGAGAAUUUCCUGAUCAUAUGUUUGAAACCUCGGGUUGGAUUAAGAAAAUACGCAUUCAGGAUAAUUCCAUGGUUCUAAAGAUUCCAGAAUGGCUUUUCACUUAUACAGAUGACUAUGAAUGCUACAAUGUCUACAUCCACCGAGAGUACUUUGUCGAACCUAAAUUCUACUUUGGUGGUCCUGGCAAGGGGUGGCAUACUUGGCGAAGUGGACACAAUAUCAAGGCGCUUAUUGGAGGCGAGGUUAGGAACAGGAUGAAGUAUAAUAAGAGACAUGUAGUAAGAACUAUCCAGGUUGGACAAAGAUGUGAAUCCGAGACGACUCCAUGCUCAAAUAUACUCCAUAAUUUCCAGAAUCUGAUUAAAAACCAUUAGCAGAUGAAAAAAGGGAUCUGCAGAUCGAAAAUCUGACACGUGUAAAUCCAG
Molecule: messenger RNA, 1413 nt
Organism: Beta vulgaris subsp. vulgaris (sugar beet)
Lineage: Eukaryota; Viridiplantae; Streptophyta; Magnoliopsida; Caryophyllales; Amaranthaceae
Exons: 9
Source: RefSeq, a predicted model, not a curated record